Molecule: messenger RNA, 282 nt
Organism: Dibothriocephalus latus
Lineage: Eukaryota; Metazoa; Platyhelminthes; Cestoda; Diphyllobothriidea; Diphyllobothriidae
Source: the annotation of a GenBank genome assembly
AUGCGUCGGUCCUCCUCAACAAAGUCACCCUCCUUCCCUCUGGGUGAAAAAGCCGUGGAUGUAGAUAUGCGUACCCCUUCUACGUCGGCCGUGACUGCCACAACGACAACGACCUCAGCGGUACCAACACCACCACCACCACCACUUCCAUCCGACCCGCGAAGACGUCAGUCCUCGUCCUCCUCAGCCGAUCCCGGCGCCGCCGCUACAUCGGGCCGCCCAGACCACCUGAAGCGAAAAUUUGAACCGCCGGAGAAAGCAGAGGUACGUGUUGUCGACUGA